GAGAAAGGCACAUGUCGAACUCACGUGUCCACUUAAACGCACCACCUUCUUCUGUGCUCUCCACGCGCCUCCACACGCCCUCCUCAACUUCGGACCUUCUUCCUCCAAAAAAAACAAUUUCACUCUUCAUUUUCUCAGAUUCUCUUAUUAUUUCUUCUACUCGUUUCGAAUCCUAAUCGUCUACAGUUUCCGACGAGAUUCUCACCGGAGAAAGAAAGGUGACUUGACAGAGAAUCUUGUUCUGUAAUAAAAGCAAAGAUGGUAUCGAAAACUCCUUCUACAUCGUCUGAUGAAGCAAAUGCUACUGCAGAUGAAAGAUGUAGAAAAGGUAAAGUACCGAAAAGGAUCAACAAGGCCGUUCGUGAGAGGCUUAAGCGUGAGCAUUUGAAUGAGCUUUUCAUUGAAUUAGCCGAUACUCUUGAACUGAAUCAACAGAACAGUGGGAAAGCUUCUAUACUAUGCGAAGCUACUCGAUUCUUGAAGGACGUGUUUGGUCAAAUUGAGUCUCUUAGAAAGGAGCAUGCUUCUCUCCUAUCUGAAUCUAGCUAUGUAACCACAGAGAAGAAUGAGCUCAAGGAAGAAACAUCAGUGCUUGAGACUGAGAUUUCGAAACUACAAAACGAGAUUGAAGCUAGAGCGAAUCAGUCGAAACCUGACUUGAACACCUCUCCUGCACCCGAGUACCAUCAUCAUCAUUAUCAACAACAACAUCCUGAACGUGUAUCUCAGUUCCCAGGACUUCCCAUUUUCCAAGGCCCCGGCUUUCAACAAUCUGCUACAACUCUUCAUCCUCCUGCAACAGUUCUUGUCCUUCCAAUACAACCUGAUCCCCAGACACAAGAUAUCUCAGAAAUGACUCAAGCGCAGCAGCCUUUGAUGUUUAAUAGCUCAAAUGUGAGUAAGCCAUGUCCAAGGUAUGCUAGCGCGGCUGACUCGUGGUCUUCUCGGCUACUUGGAGAGCGGCUGAAAGCCAGUGAAUGAGGUCUUGAACGGCUCCACAUGGAGUAGCAACGCAAGUUAUAAGACAUGGCAACUUAUGAAGGACUCUGGUUUUGUAUUUUUUAAUACAUCGUUCUGAUGUCCUUGUGGGUUUGGCCUUGGCUAUUUCUUGUUUUUGAUGGUUGUUCAUAGGAUCAGGAAGUUAUGGCCUUGAUGGGUCGUUUGAGAUAAAUAAGUAAAUUAGCUCUAACCAUUGUCAUUUUCUUUUGUCUUAAGAUUCUAAAAACACAGAAACAGAACAAAAAAAAUCAAAUUUCUUUUUAAGAAAAAAGCUU
Messenger RNA from Arabidopsis thaliana (thale cress), 1274 nucleotides. RefSeq names its product basic helix-loop-helix (bHLH) DNA-binding superfamily protein (gene PYE). Bases 259 to 981 code for a protein of 240 amino acids. Gene Ontology annotation, cellular component: nucleus. The transcript has 5 exons. The record is from RefSeq and is marked reviewed. Gene Ontology annotation, molecular function: protein dimerization activity. NCBI's taxonomy places the organism in Eukaryota, Viridiplantae, Streptophyta, Magnoliopsida, Brassicales, Brassicaceae.